UGCAGCUGCGGUGCCCCGUCUCUGCCGGUACAGCCCAGCCCAGCCCAGCCCGGCCCGGCCAUGCCGCUGCCCCGUGUCCCGCUCCGCGCCGCGCUGCUGCUGCUCGGCCUCCUCCUGCGAGCCGCCGCCGCAGAGUCGGUGAGAGAAACUGAGACCAUGGAUGCUGGAUGGCUUGACUACCCUGCCUCUGGGGAUUUGCCAGAUGAUGAAGACAUUGGUGAAUUCAGUCCUCACUUAACUGCUGAUGGGUUGGACAUAGAUGAGUCAUCUGGGUCUGGAGACUACUCAGACUCUGAAGAAGGCAUAUAUCUGACCACCAUGGAUACUCCUCUGAUAUCUGACAACUAUAUCCCUGGAGAUACUGGGAGAAAGAUAGAAGGUGAGAAGAAAAACACAAUGGUGGACAAUGAAAUCAUUCCAGACAAAGCUGUACCUGUCGAAGAGAACCUGUCCAACAAGAUCUCCAUGGCAAGCACAGCCAACAGCAGCAUCUUUGAAAGAACAGAAGUCCUUACAGCUCUCAUUGCAGGAGGAGCAGUGGGCCUCCUGUUUGCCAUCUUCCUGAUCCUCCUCUUGGUCUAUCGCAUGAAGAAAAAGGACGAGGGCAGUUACGACCUGGGGAAGAAACCCAUCUACAAGAAAGCCCCCACAAACGAGUUCUAUGCUUAAAGCUCAGCAGCACCUUGUGCCCAUCAAGGGACAAACAAACUGUAUGGAAACACUGUGCCCUCAGAUGAGAUGUGCUGAACAAAUGCUCUUUUUGGAUUGAAUUUCAAAGUGACUUUGAGAGAAAAAAAACCAAACAAACAAACUUCCUUCGUGACCCUUCCCAUCCCACUCAGCUAACAAGGGCCCAAUGAAAUACAAAGAGUCUGAAAAAAAACAAACAACAACUCAGUGUAUUUUUUUUUUUUCCUAAGCUAGUGUAAAAAGAAUAAAGAUGCCAAAUUUUCUGCUUGGUUUUAUAGAGGGUAUAUAAACACAAACCAGACUGUAUGGAAGCAAACACCAUGUGUUUGCAUCCAGCGUGCUGUGUUGGGAUUGGCUGCUUCUAUAGAAGAUGGCUUUUUUUAUAAAUCUCGCUACUAGAUGUCUUGCAGGCUGUUGAUGUGAAGCAUUUUUGUGGAGAACUAUUUAUGAAUCUCUUACACUACAGAUAAUGUUGCCUUAUCAGGGAGUAAAAGGCCCACAGGGGCUCAAAAUCCCUGAAUGCCAUAAAGGGCCUAUGGGAAUGUCUUCCCCAGGAGACUUCUGUCCCUUCCUGUUGGCCCCAGGCAAGGGUCAUUAGUCCUUGAAAUCCGGACAGCCAGUUGUGUUUGGCUAUGGUGACACCCUUUCCUUGCCUUCAGUCUCUUACCUUUUUUUAAAGGAUUGCUUGUAGGAUUUUUUUUAUAACAAAAUUUUAAAGAAAAUAGCCUAAUGUUUAUAUAAAGUUUGUAGAAAUUGUUUUGAAAUAAUAAAAAAAAUAAUCUACUUUUUUAAUUUCCUCAGAUUUAUUUUUUCAAUCCCUUUGUGUUUCCUUUGGCCGGGCAUUUGUCUAGAGAUGCUGUUUUAUAUGAUUCAUAUUCUGAACUGAAGCAGAGUUAGCUACAGUGUGUUACAGGUUUCUUCUAGUUCUAUAGCAGCUACUGUAGAGGGUAAAGAUAUUUAUGGUUUUCUCGUAACUUUUUUUAGGAUUUUUUUUUUUAAAUAGAAUUAUUUAUAGUUUCUGAAAUGGCUGCUUUCUCAUUUGGUAACUCUUAUGCUUGUUAUGUAAAACACUAAUAUAAUGAGUCUCUGUGAAAACUAUUUAAGCUUUAUUCUGUGAAUUUCAACUAUAAAUUCAAGGCAAUAACUUCUGUAUGCAAAGUUGGAUGCAUAAUAUGAUUGAAGUAGGGAAAAGACAAGAGUAUUUCUAGGCUGUAAUAUAUUACAAUCAGUCCUAUAGAGCUAUAUAUUAUAUAUUUUACUGAGAAAUAUACAGUUAACAGUGAAGAGGCUGGAGUUAGUUCUUCAGCAGCCUUACAGUGUGUAAGAGGCUUUUGAUCUUGUUUGUGCUGCUGUUUGUCCACUGUCUUGUGUAAAGCACAAGAGGCUCGGGAAGGGAGCUGGGAGCAGCCCUGGGGCUCCAUCACCGUGUCCUGGCUGUGCCUGGAGGAGGGCUGGGGUUGGUGAUGUGCUGGAUUUGAUCCUCAAGAAUCAGUGCUGGGUUUGAUCCUCGAGAAUCAGAGCAGAGAUCCCCACCUGGGUUUGCUCUUUGAAGCAGGCAUUGGAAGCUUGUGGUUUGGAGGUCAUAACUUAAUGUUUGGGGGUUGGCUGCGUGGCAGAGUCCCCUGCGGUGCUGUGCCGAGUCCUGCCUCUUGUGGAAGGCUGGGUCUGGUAACUGAGCUCUCUCUGGUCAGCAUCUCCCACCUGGGAGCACUGAGCUUUCAGAGGUGCAAGCUCUGAACCCCCUGCCAUGGGUCUUUCUUAACAUACCCUGUACGUGGAUGGCUCCUUCCCCCACUGGGAGUUGGAUUGGACCAAUCCCCCCAGUGCUCCCAGAGCAAAGGGUGACAUGUGUGUCUGAUACCUCUGUUAGGAAGGUCUUACAGAGCUAUGUGUGAGUCAUGUCCUCCUGCAGCUCAGUCUGGUGUGGUUUGAAACAAAAAUCAGAGCGUGGGUCCCCAAGCUGAGUGCCUGGGUAGGCAGCAUUAAACCAGGCAGUUGCAAAGGCUGUUCAGAAAUCUUAUGGCUCCUGAAGCCUCUUUACUGAGGCUUUGCAGUGUAGGCUUGAGGCCAAAACCAGAGAGGCCAUAGAAGAAAGUUCAGCCCCUUCUCAGGGUGAGGCAAGCGAGGUGGGAACACAGGGAAGUGUGUGCUGGGACAUGGGUGGGAGAGGAGAGCUCCUCUGGGUGACUCACUCACUCGGUCCCAGUACAAGUGUGUUCGGGGAAACUGUGGGCUCUGGGAGGCUCUCAAAGCUGCACAGAGUUCACUGGAGGUUGGGCAGGAGAGGGAGGACUGUGCUGCCUGUGACAGCACUACCAGGAAGGCAGGAGCCGUGUCCGCUUCUCGGGAUACUUAGAUUCUCUUGUGUAAUUGCUCUUGGGGUUUUUCCACUGUUACUGAUUUUUAUUUUUUUUUCCCCUCAAAUAAAUGGUACUUUCUAAAACUGGC
This is a messenger RNA of Corapipo altera (White-ruffed manakin), 3138 nucleotides long. It is a transcript of the gene SDC4, whose product is annotated as syndecan 4. The transcript is spliced from 5 exons. Gene Ontology annotation, cellular component: membrane; cell surface. Bases 61 to 669 code for a protein of 202 amino acids. The record is from RefSeq and is a predicted model, not a curated record. Gene Ontology annotation, biological process: cell migration. Lineage: Eukaryota; Metazoa; Chordata; Aves; Passeriformes; Pipridae.